This is a messenger RNA of Acaromyces ingoldii, 925 nucleotides long. RefSeq lists its product as hypothetical. The transcript has 2 exons. The record is from RefSeq and is a predicted model, not a curated record. Bases 91 to 588 code for a protein of 165 amino acids. NCBI's taxonomy places the organism in Eukaryota, Fungi, Basidiomycota, Exobasidiomycetes, Exobasidiales, Cryptobasidiaceae.
CCACGCGCCAUCGUUCUUCGCGUUGCCGGAGCGGACCCACCCUCCUUCCUCCCAACAUCACCAUACAAGCCAUAAGUAGACGACCACGAAAUGACCACCGAGUGUGUUACGGCCAAAGACAACUCGGUCCUGGCAGGUGCCCACAGGCUCCUGCCUGUAGUGAUUUUCUCCAUCGUCCUAGCUUUCUUGCCAUAUUCGACCCGGCAAUUAUUCCUGCAAUGGCGUGGCGUCCAUGCUCUUGAUGCCCACGGUGUACCAAAAAAAAAGAUGAAGAUGUCAGGCUCUGCCGCUGCUAAGACCAUCAGGUUCAGCCUUGGUCUCCUCGUCGGUCAGGUUCUCGUGUUCGCCAUUACCAAGCUCGACAAUGGCCAGCGACCUAUCUUGAGCGUAAUCCGCCAAGUACUGGUACUUGCCUCGCCUGGUUUGUUGUUAUUUUUCAACGCCUUGUCGCUGGCGAUGUUCUUGGGCCGCAUCACGAAGUGCACCGAACCCUCCGUGACUCGCACGAUUGUCGAUCUCCAGACCAAGAAAGACAGCGUUCUCAACGCGACCCUUGCGGUCGCUUUGCGACAAGAAUCGAAAUAUUAGUAUGCUCGGAUUUGGCUAUGCUACACGGUCGUUGCACCGCUUUGCAUGUCCGCCGUCAUCUGUUUCUCGACUGGCAACGAGCCUCCAACUGUGCUUGCAUGUGCGCUUUUGUCUGCACUUGGCGCUGGAUCGUGGUCAACCUUUGUGCCACCCAGCACCUACGGCGUCAGCUCCUCCACCGGUCAGCUUUCCCUAAGCAACAGAUUGUACAUUGCAAGUCUCCUCCUCGUCAACGGUCUCAUUUACCUCUUCGACGAAGUCAGGGCCACUGUUACUUACCGACAGAGCGCCUUCAAGGGACGCAAGCCGGAUCAGGACUUUCUUGAUGCCUUCUCAU